Molecule: messenger RNA, 1544 nt
Organism: Folsomia candida
Lineage: Eukaryota; Metazoa; Arthropoda; Collembola; Entomobryomorpha; Isotomidae
Product: ionotropic receptor 93a
Exons: 9
Coding region: 1-1536 (511 amino acids)
Biological process (GO): monoatomic ion transport
Cellular component (GO): membrane
Molecular function (GO): glutamate-gated receptor activity
Source: RefSeq, a predicted model, not a curated record
AUGCUGGGUUAUUACGCCUCAAGUGACCGCGUGUUGUCCCGGUGCGACAAGAAUUCGUCCACGUGGAACCUCCAGGCCGCCGAGAAUGGUCAAAAGGGCAAACAGAUUUUCGAGGUGGGUUGGUGGAACCCGUUGACUGGGCUCAGAAUGACAGACGACCUCCUCCCCCACGUCACCGGGGGGUUUAGAGGACGAAGAAUCGCCGUUACAUCCAUGCACUUUCCCCCGUGGCAAAUGAUCACCCGAGACGACCCCGAAAAUCCGGACAACGUGACCUAUUCCGGCCUCAUGUUCGAAGUUCUCAACCACAUGUCCAAAGAUUUGAACUUUACAUACGAAGUGCUGGAGCCGAGACAUGGCGAAACUUGGGGACACCUCCAAUCUGACGGGUCUUGGUCCGGCAUGAUGAAAUUGGUCGCGGAAAAUAAGGUCGUCCUUGCCGCCGCGGCGUUCACCGUGACGCCAGAAAGGUCAAAUUAUGUCGACUUUACUCAAGUCAUUGAACGAGAAUCGUACGGAUUUAUGGUCAAUCGACCCAACGAGUUAUCCCGCGUGCUCCUCUUUGCGGCCCCAUUUAGUUAUCCGGUCUGGAUCUGCAUAAUAAUCACGGUCAUACUAGUCGCCCCCGUUUUAAACGCGGUCCACCGUUCCAGCUACUUUUACACGUUUUAUCACAAAGUCGACGAAAAUAAUGGGCUCAGCAAGAUGAAAAAUUGCUACUGGUACAUUUACGGCUCACUCCUCCAACAAGGAGGAAUUCAUCUCCCCGAAGCGCUCAGUGGACGAAUGUUGAUCGGAUUUUGGUGGCUUUUUGUGAUCGUGACGGUCACAACGUAUUCCGGAAAUUUAGUGGCGUUUCUGACCUUUCCAAAAAUUGAGAGCCCCGUAAACACGGUGGAAGAUCUGACCAAUUUCCGUGGCGUCGAGUCCUGGGGUUUCCUGGCUGGUAGCGUCAUUGAGGAUCAUCUCAUGCGAUCUUCCGACCCUCAGUUUGAAAUUUUGUAUAAAAAAGCCAUAAAACACGCCGCCUUUAAUAAAACCGUGCUCGACCUGGUCAGCCAUCACCAACACGCCUACAUCGACUGGCAAAUCGUCCUCGCCACCGCGAUCCGCGAUUCGUUAAGAAUUACCGGAAAGUGCGAAUAUAUCGUCGGAUCCGAAUCCUUCUUUGAGGAAAAGAUCGCUCUCGCCGUCCCAAAAAAGAGUCCAUACCUGCCCGUUUUUAACAAACAAAUUGGUCAAAUGUCGCAAACUGGUCUGUUAAAGAAAUGGAAGUCUCGUUACUGGCCGGGGAAGGAUCGCUGCAGUCGGAUGACGAUUUCAGCCGGAAAUCGAAAAGUAGGCGUGGGCGAUAUGCAGGGAUCUUUCUACCUGCUCUGUCUCGGCUUCGGCGUGGCCCUGGUCGUGCUUAUCAUCGAGGUUAUCGUCACCCGCCGGAAAAAGAAGAAGAUGAUCGACACCCUCAAAAUCCUCGUCGGCGGGGCGGGAAAAGACAUCAAAUUUUGGAAAGAUAAACAAUUCCCUUUCCUCCAAUAGGAUAAUUU